GCAUCAUUCUUGACGUUUCGUCACGUGACUUGUCAAUUAACUGCAAUACAACACGGAUGUAUGAAUGAAACACAAUUUGUAAUGGAGACAAAUUAACGUGCAUUUGUGUUCUUGGAGACUUCAUUUUCGUUCAGAAUUUGGAUACAUUUCGUAAGCUAAGAUGUUGCAGUAUUAAAAUGGCUGCACCAUAUUAAAGACAAGGAGAUAACUCUGUUGGCAGCUGGGAGGAGAAAAGACAUAUUUAUAAACAUGGCGUGAUAUUAUACAAAGAACCGACCAGUAUGGGGCAUGUGCAAUCAAAAAGGCGGAGGGAUAAAAAGAGGAAGAAACUAUCCCAUUUGACAGAAAUAAUGAAAAGUGUGACGGCAGUCGGGGAUUCAGAAAAUAUCCACAAAGUUGCCGGCCAUAGGAUAUACCGUGAUUCAGUGAACUUGGAUCAGCUUUCGAACAGUAGUGGAUAUUUCUCGUCCAGUGAACCUUCUCCGAAUUCUGUCGGAGUUGAUGUGGAUUGGGUUCUAAGGAGUGAGGGUAAAAUGGGGAAUUCGGCCGGUUUUAGUGAUAAAUGCGGAAGUUAUGAUUACGAAGGAAACGAUUCAGGUAUGAGUCCAUUAGAGGAACUAUGCACCUAUAAAGGUCUCCCAUUAGACGAUCAUCCAGCUUUGACUAAACUCCAGAAUGAGCAAAAUGCUCGUUUAGAAAGCAUGGAGCAGAGGAUGACGAGAAUUCGGACAAACGCUCAACAGGCAUACGAUCGUAAAAAAUUUGCUCAUAUGUUUCGUGCUAAAAAGGAAGAUUCUAAGACGGAUAAAUUAUUACAAGAAGCUCGAGAUAUGCUUCAGCAGAACAUUGAAAUGAGAAAUUCAGGUCAGGAUAAACAAACUGAUUAUGCAGGGGAGAUAAUCCCUGUUCAAAUUGUGGAGUCAAGGGAGACAAGUGAACAGGAAGAUGAGAGUUAUCUCCAUUUGACUUCUUUUGGAUCUCUUCAGUUCAGUGAACCUGUGAUGUUAUUGAUCCUACCCUUCUUGUUACCUCUAUUUAUCAUUGUUGCAAUCAUUCGAGGCCUCUCCGAGACUUUCGGUUGGAAACAAACUGUGAAAGUGAAAAGUCGCCGGAAUUCAUAGUGAUUGGUGCAGAUCAGAAAUUGUUUUUUCGAUACCUCAUUAAAGUUUCUUCAUUCAUAAUAUUUAUUGGACAGACAAUGUUUUGUGUAUCUAUUUAGAUGUUUA
Ruditapes philippinarum (Manila clam) is the source of this 1226-nucleotide messenger RNA. RefSeq lists its product as uncharacterized. Lineage: Eukaryota; Metazoa; Mollusca; Bivalvia; Venerida; Veneridae. The record is from RefSeq and is a predicted model, not a curated record. The coding region runs from base 282 to 1121 and encodes 279 amino acids. The transcript has 4 exons.